UAGACUUGUGCCGACCUUGCAGGUCCUCCGAGGGGCGGGGCCAGCUUCACCGCACGCUAGCGGCCAUUGUGGGCGGCUGGGCGCAGAGUAGCCUUGCCGACGCUGAGACCCCCAACGCGAGGCGCUCGGAGCGUCCGGGGUACGCACACCGGGCUCGCCUACUCUCCCACCAGCUCCUCCCAGCAGCAGGCGCCCCACACCGCUCCCCGCCGGCGCACGCUCCCAGCCCCGCCCUCGGGCGGCGCACGCACAGGCCGCGAGCGCGCGCCUCCCCCGCGCUCCCGCGCUAGACGCACGGCCGCGAGCGCGCGUGCGCCUCACGAACGUCCCCGGGAGCUUCGCCAGAGCGAGCGCGGGGUUGGGCGCGCACGAGUGAAAAGGAGGCGGCGGCCGCGUCUGCGAGCAACAGAUCCGGGCGCCGCGAGCUGACCUCGUCUGCCGCUGACCCAUUUCGUUCUCUAUUUUUGAAUUUCAGAGAAAAAUUACAUUUGGGAAAAAAAACCCUAAAAACCACCCAACAACCUUUCUUUCUUUUUUUAAAUGGCGCUGGCCCCGGGUCAGCGGGCGGAUUUCUUUGCACCAAGAUGGGCUUUGCCGUUUCCGUCGUGGGCACCCGUGGUGGCUUGAUUGUCAGUCCUCUCCGGGCAUUUUUGAGGCCAGGAACCGAGCGCUGCACGUAAGCGACUCGCCCUCCAAAGCGGCUGGGCGUUUCGGAUUGUGACUUGGGGGGCAGAGCGCAGUGGAUCGCGAGCACCGCGUGCUCUCUGCAAAACCGGCGGCGAGCCGGAGGCGAGUCGCUCCCAGGGUGAAACCGCUCCCGGGCUGAGCGAGCCCGGCCCCGUGCGCAGUGCAGCGGCCCCGAGAGCUGGUCCUGUCCCCGCCGCGCCGGGAAAAUGGAGGCUGUGAUCGAGAAGGAAUGCAGCGCGCUUGGAGGCCUCUUCCAGACCAUCAUCAGCGAUAUGAAGGGGAGCUAUCCAGUUUGGGAAGAUUUCAUAAACAAAGCCGGAAAGCUGCAGUCCCAGCUGCGGACAACAGUAGUAGCAGCAGCUGCCUUCUUGGACGCCUUUCAGAAAGUGGCUGACAUGGCCACCAACACACGUGGUGGUACCCGGGAGAUUGGCUCGGCACUCACCAGGAUGUGCAUGCGGCACAGAAGCAUCGAGGCCAAGCUGAGGCAGUUCUCCAGUGCGUUGAUUGAUUGCCUGAUAAACCCGCUUCAAGAACAGAUGGAAGAAUGGAAGAAAGUGGCCAACCAGCUGGACAAGGACCAUGCAAAAGAAUAUAAGAAAGCUCGCCAGGAGAUAAAAAAGAAGUCCUCUGACACGCUGAAACUGCAGAAGAAGGCGAAGAAAGUGGAUACUCAGGCCUCUUCCAGAUACUCUGAAGAAAAGAAUGCUCCUGCUGUGUUUCCUGAGGGUGUGCUGGCUGACACAGGGCUCUGCAGGGUUGCACAAGGGAGAGGUGACAUCCAGCCUCAGUUGGACAGCGCCCUCCAGGAUGUCAACGAUAAGUAUCUCCUGCUGGAAGAAACGGAAAAGCAGGCUGUGCGGAAAGCGCUGAUCGAAGAACGCGGCCGAUUCUGCACUUUCAUCUCCAUGCUGCGGCCCGUGAUUGAGGAAGAGAUCUCCAUGUUAGGAGAAAUUACCCACCUUCAGACCAUAUCGGAAGACCUGAAGAGCCUGACCAUGGACCCUCACAAACUACCCUCCUCAAGUGAGCAGGUGAUUUUGGACUUGAAAGGUUCUGAUUACAGCUGGUCCUAUCAGACGCCACCCUCGUCACCCAGCACUACCAUGUCCAGAAAGUCAAGUGUCUGCAGCAGUCUGAACAGUGUCAACAGCAGUGACUCCCGGUCCAGCGGCUCCCAUUCCCACUCCCCCAGCUCGCAUUACCGCUACCGCAGCUCCCACCUGGCCCAGCAGGCACCCGUGAGGCUGUCCAGCGUGUCCUCCCAUGACUCAGGAUUCAUAUCCCAGGAUGCCUUCCAGUCCAAGUCACCGUCCCCCAUGCCACCUGAAGCUGCCAACCAGAACUCAUCCAGCUCGGCCUCCUCGGAAGCAUCGGAAACCUGCCAGUCAGUGAGCGAGUGCAGCUCCCCCACCUCAGUCAGCUCAGGCUCCACCAUGGGCGCCUGGGUGUCCACAGAGAAGUUGUCUAAUGGGUUUUCUCACUUUAGUUUAUCAAGUGAGUCCCAUGCAGGGCCCGUGGGUGCAGGCCCUUCCCCUCAUUGCCUGCCUGCCUCCCGCCUGCUCCCUCGGGUCACCUCUGUCCACCUUCCUGACUACGCUCAUUAUUACACCAUUGGGCCCGGCAUGUUCCCGUCAUCUCAGAUCCCUAGCUGGAAGGACUGGGCAAAGCCAGGACCCUACGACCAGCCACUGGUGAACACCCUCCAGCGCCGCAAAGAGAAACGGGAGCCAGACGCCAAUGGGGGCGGACCCACUAGUACAGGAGGGCCGCCUGCAGCUGCUGAAGAGGUGCAGAGACCGAGGAGCAUGACUGUGUCAGCUGCCAGCAGGCCCGGUGAGGAGAUGGAGGCCUGUGAGGAACUGGCGCUUGCCCUGUCACGGGGCCUCCAGCUGGACACGCAGAGAAGCAGCCGAGACUCGCUGCAGUGCUCCAGCGGCUACAGCACUCAGACCACCACCCCGUGCUGUUCCGAGGACACCAUCCCCUCCCAAGGUACGAGGCGCCCAGCUUGCCGUCCGGCUUUCCGGGCAGCUCCAGUUUCAGAUUAUGACUACUUCUCAGUGAGUGGCGACCAGGAGGCGGAUCAGCAGGAGUUUGACAAGUCCUCGACCAUCCCACGGAAUAGUGACAUCAGCCAGUCUUACAGGCGGAUGUUCCAGGCUAAGCGUCCAGCCUCAACUGCUGGCCUUCCCACCACCCUCGGACCCUCUAUGGUCACACCGGGGGUGGCGACCAUCCGACGGACCCCUUCCACCAAGCCUUCUGUCCGUCGGGGGACCAUUGGAGCUGGUCCCAUCCCCAUCAAGACACCAGUGAUCCCUGUCAAGACCCCAACUGUCCCAGACCUCCCUGGGGUUUUGCCAUCCCCUCCAGAUGGGCCAGAGGAGAGGGGUGAGCAUAGUCCUGAGUCUCCCUCUGUGGGGGAGGGACCCCAGGGUGUCGCCAACAUAUCCUCUUCCUUGUGGAGUGGCAAAGCCUCUGUCAACCCUCCACUUCCAGGCCCAAAGCCCUGUAUACCUGAGGAGCACAGACAGGCGAUUCCAGAGAGCGAGGCUGAAGACCAGGAGAGGGACCCCCCAAGUGCCACUGUCUCCCCAGGCCCGAUUCCAGAGAGUGACCCUGCAGACCUGAACCCAAGAGAAAGCCCUCAGGGAGAAGACAUGCUGAAUGCCAUCCGAAGGGGUGUGAAGCUGAAGAAGACCACCACCAACGAUCGCUCAGCCCCUCGUUUCUCUUAGGCUCUCAGAGUUCCCAGGAAGUGCUGCCAGUGGGAAAUGAACUCUUUCAUUAAUAAAACCUAAUUUGUCUGAUCCAUUCCAGUCUAUAAUCAAGCAAAAGAUUUUGUAGGCAAUUCGGAAUUCUGCUCUUUUGAAAGUAUUCAUCUUUAGAUAAGAAUUAAAAAGCAACAUAUGUAAUUGACAUAAUCUUGAUCUUUUAAUUUGUAAAUAUUGACAGUUUCUUUCUGCAUAUUUUAAUCUUAGUUUCCCUUUUGAUUUUUCUGAAGGUGCCAAAUUCCAUUUAACUUUUUUACAAGUCUUUGUAAAAUUUUAAAUGCAUAAAGGGGAGGGGGCGGGUUGGGACUGGGAACCUCGGAGUAAUUUCACAAAAGGAUUACAUACUUAUUCUUUUUCUUCCCUCAAGCUUUUGUAGAUGCAUUGUAGUUGUCUAGUUUAGAAGCAAAUUCAAGUUAUUUUAAUGGACAAACACAACGGAUAAGGGGUAAAGCCCUCAUCCACGUAUACUGUGUUCUGGAUGAGAAAGGCAGGAGUAACAAUUGAGCAAUAUGCAGAGAAGUAAACCCGGACAUGGUGGACUGUGUUGGGAUUGGGGGGAGGGCUGUGGGAGGGGCACACUGUCAAUUUAGCCAAUCCUGUUACAUUUAAGAGUAGCCUUGUAGGUUGAAUUUCCAGUAGCUUCAUGGUUAACGCAUCCGAAUAAGCCAUACUAGAUUGCAGUGUUUGUUUCUGUAGGGUUUUUUAAGGACUUCCUUUCUCCCAGCAUUCCUCUUGACCGCACAUAGCACCCACAUCCAGUCCCACGCAUGCUGCUGCCACAGGUAGACAUAGACCCCUAUUACUUUCUCGUCUUAUACUCACUUCUACUGAAUCCAAUACAUCCAAAGGGGUAAGGCAAUUCAGAAAACGUGAAAACACUUAAAAAUGAUAGCAGGGAAUUCUUAGAUAUAGAAAAUGCCUUUUACUUAACUGUGCCCAGCAGGCUGGGUACCUUAAAAAGCCCAGAUAUUUUGAAAAAAAAAAAAAAAAAAAACUCAAACAGAUUUAUCAAGGGUAACCGGCUUGGAGUCUAGCAAUUUUGCCAAUGUGCUUACCAAUCAGGGGGCUUGUUUUUCUUCCAUUCCAUAAAUAAGGGCAGUUGAUUGGCUUCUAAACACCGGAGCGAAGAGGAUUUAUUUACUGUCAUUGGGAGUCUGAUCUCUAGUCAGGCAAUGCUUUUUCUUCUUUUUAAAUGGGUCUUUUAUUUUAAAGUGGAAGUUAAAUUUGUUACAAUGCCCAUCCCUAAAGUCAACAGAGAUAUUUGUAGAUGUCAAAGAAUCAUGUUGAAGACAGCCGUGUCUAAAAGGCCAGGCCCUCAGAGUCCAGUGGCUGACAGUCCACAUUUGACUUUGUAGGACAAGAAGCUUGGUGGGUCCUAUGUGCUCUGUAGAUCUCUGUUGGCUCCGACCUCUGAUGACAUAAGCUUAUACUUUAAUACAUAACCACAUUGGAUGUGCGAGUACUGUUCCUCUAGUCAUUGUUCUACAUAUUAACGUUUAACACUGCUGUGAUUGCUCCAAGGACAUUUUAUGUUAUGGCUUUAAAGCAAAGGCAUGAUUAUUAGAAAUGACUUAAGCUCUUUUCUUUGAAAAACAAGCUCCUUUUACACACUAUAAGCAAACAGUAGUGCCUGUGGUUUAGCCCACCAAUCUUGAUGACUCAAAGUAGCUGAUGCAUUGUGCAUAUGAUGCUUGAGAUGGUUUUUGCAGAUGCAGAAAUCACAGCAAGGUCAUUCUAAUAGAUACAAGUGGUAUUUUAAACCUUUGAAAGGAAUGGAUGUAACUGUACGUUGGUACAGCUUUUCACUUGUUUAGUUUUUAAACGUUAGUAUAAUCUGAAUAAAGUUAAUAUAAACUGUUGCCAAAUUCAAUGUAGAAAGAAUGUGACAAACACCUUGGGUAGUUCUGUUUGUGUUUUUGCAUAUUGUAAAAGCAGUGUCACAGCUGAAAUGCCCUUCUAAAGGUAAAUUAUUGUGGUUUAGUUGCUAGUUUGUAUUGAGAGUUGACCUCUCCCUGUGCAGUUUUUGUUCUAAACUUGUAUAAUAACAGUGUGUAAAGUGUCUCCCUUCUACAAUGUAACAACUGCUUCAGCCUACCUUAUAAAUAAAGAACCACUAA
Microtus oregoni (creeping vole) is the source of this 5581-nucleotide messenger RNA. RefSeq names its product MTSS I-BAR domain containing 1 (gene Mtss1). Gene Ontology annotation, biological process: plasma membrane organization; positive regulation of actin filament bundle assembly; adherens junction maintenance. The transcript is spliced from 17 exons. The record is from RefSeq and is a predicted model, not a curated record. Bases 894 to 3428 code for a protein of 844 amino acids. Gene Ontology annotation, molecular function: actin binding; phospholipid binding. NCBI's taxonomy places the organism in Eukaryota, Metazoa, Chordata, Mammalia, Rodentia, Cricetidae. Gene Ontology annotation, cellular component: actin cytoskeleton; cytoplasmic side of plasma membrane.